Messenger RNA from Acanthamoeba castellanii str. Neff, 306 nucleotides. RefSeq lists its product as uncharacterized. NCBI's taxonomy places the organism in Eukaryota, Discosea, Longamoebia, Acanthamoebidae. The record is from RefSeq and is a predicted model, not a curated record. Bases 1 to 306 code for a protein of 101 amino acids. The transcript has a single exon.
AUGAGGCUCCCCGCACUCCGCCGCAGCAACGAUGCCUACGCCAAGGUCGAGGCUCCGCCGGACGACAACAGCGCCGAUCACGAGGAGAAGGGGCUCGACAAGUGGCAGCAAAAGCUCAGCGCCGAGAAGACGGUCGAGCAGGAGCUGCCCUUCGCCAAGGGCACGAAUAGCCCGCGAGGGUCCAUUCGGUCUCCGCGAGCCCUCAUCGCAGAGCGGGGCAUCAAGAAGCACCGGGACAACGCACAGGCAUCGGCCAUGGAGGCCUUCCACGCCACCAACCCCGACCCGUGGGCUCUCGGCCACUGA